Messenger RNA from Physcomitrium patens, 1199 nucleotides. Its product is annotated as low molecular mass early light-inducible protein HV90, chloroplastic. Lineage: Eukaryota; Viridiplantae; Streptophyta; Bryopsida; Funariales; Funariaceae. The record is from RefSeq and is a predicted model, not a curated record.
UACCUGCUUCAGCUCGCCUCGAAGUGCAAAACAGUUGUGAUCUUUGUACAAAGCCACUUCACUGUAGUAAUUGGUUGACUCGGCGAUUCGAGUGACAUUCACACAAUUUUUUCUGCUGUAGUACCGUGAUACUGUACAUUUAAUAGAGAGAGGUUGUUUCUAGCGCGUCUGCAGUGUUCAUCAAAAUGGCAGCUACAACCAUGAUGUCGCAAAUGGGCCUCGUUGGUGCUGGCGCUUACCUGGGCUCCUGCCCGAAAUCGAAGUUGUCGAGCUCUCAGUUGAUCGGAGCUGCAUCGCCCUCAUUGGCGACAUUCCGAGCCAGCACGCUCUCGGUACGUUGCGAGGCAGGCGGCGACAACCCCACGGGUGGUUUGAGGGAGGCAACUGACCGAGCUACGAAGAAGACCAUCACCAAGGAGAACAUCCUGAAGCACCAGGAGACGGAUGAGUCGGAGCAGAGGUCGGUGUUUGGAGCUCAGCCGACUCCAGGGGCACUUUACCCUCGUCCGGAAGUCGAAAGGAGGCCGGAGACUGGUGACAGAUCCUUCACUAGCGUGUUCGCAUUCGAUGGAGCAGCGCCCGAGACCAUCAACUGCCGCUUAGCGAUGCUGGGACUCGUGUGGGCCUUCUUCUCCGAGAAAGCCACAGGGUUGACGGUGUUUGAGCAGCUUUACAUGCCCGGGCAGACAGGCCUGGUGUUCUUCGUGGGAGCAGUGCAGCUCUUCACGUACGCGUCGUUGGUGCCGAUUGUGAACGGCGAAUCCACCGACGCUCGUAGUUUCGGGCCAUUCACCGCGCGCGCGGAGAGGUGGAACGGGCGGCUGGCUAUGCUCGGGUUCCUGUCUCUGGUAGUCACUGAGAUGUUCCGCCACGCACCCGUGUUCCAUUGAGCAAACAACAAAGUCUAGUUGUACAGCUGAGUAGCAAUACAGGGUCUGUACAUUGUCAGAUCCUGGUCUAGAACUGUAUAUUACUUCCUUCACAUUGAAGUGACGGGACAGUGUACUAGUAGUUGGGUUUGGCACAACGCAUCGAUUGCUCUGAUGCACGCUCUUAAACCGUAUGCCUGAAUCUGAAUCAUUCGCAUUCCCAGCUUCGUCUGCCUUUAAGAACUUUGAAACAAAUCUUUGUGACGAUUCUAGUUUUCUGCAGUUGUGGCUGUUGGCAACAAUGCAUCCUUUAUUUAAGCAUAAUUACCA